Messenger RNA from Rotaria sordida, 2122 nucleotides. NCBI's taxonomy places the organism in Eukaryota, Metazoa, Rotifera, Eurotatoria, Philodinida, Philodinidae. The record is from the annotation of a GenBank genome assembly.
AUGUCUCAAUGUGAAGAAAAAACUGACUACAAAGUUAUUGUUGCAAGAUAUAAUGAAUCGGUGGAUUGGGUACACGAAUGGUUUGGCAAGGCGAAUGUAGUCGUUUAUAAUAAAGGACCUAUAUUGGUCGACAAGGAUUAUGAAGUAAUUUCAUUACCGAAUAUUGGUAGAGAAUCUCAUACUUAUCUUCAAUUUGUUAUUGAUAAUUAUGAUAAUCUGCCCGAGAUCUGCUUUUUUACACAAUGUAAUCUGGAUCAUUUUGAUGAUUUUGUUGCGAGAAAAGAAGAAAUUAAAGAUAUGUUUAUUAAUAUUGACAAGUGUUCAAAAAACACGAAAGAUGAUUAUUUAGGAGAAGGUCUAACAGAUGGUCGUAUGGAAUCAUGGAAAGGUAAAACGUUAGCGAGAUGUGAAUAUGAUUGCAUCACAUGGUUUAAGAAAUAUAUUAAUUCAGAUGCUGAUGUUAAUUGUGUUAAAAUAUUCUGGAAUGCAAUUUUUAGCCUUCGAAAACGUUACAUUUUAUCAAGAGAAAAACAAUUUUAUAUUGAUUUACAAAAGCAGUUAAACGCCAACAACCCAGAAGUCGGUCACUAUUUUGAAAGAUCAUGGUAUUAUAUAUUUAACCUGGAUAAAAAUAUAUAAGUGUGUCAAUGGUUGUUUCGAAUAACUGGAUGGACACAUCAAAAGACUCUUCCCUUCUUCCCUCCCCCCCCCCCCCCACCCACACAAUAAAAGACCUCCUAAAUGGAAAGCCCCCCUUGAACUCAUCUAACAACAUUUAAAAUAAAAGACCUUCUUCUAUUUUCACUUUUUUACUUCUAAAUCUUGUAAAAUCUUUAAAAACAUAUUUUCUAUUCAAAUAAAAGUUUUUUCCACCAAAAUGCGCAUAAAUGUACAAUACAUAGAGCAGAGAGAAAUGGCUACUCUACACGUGUGAUGAAACUCGUAACAUGAAUAGCUUUCUUUAUGGACACAAUGCAAGACCCUCCUAAAAACUUUAUUCCUGAAGACAGAAUAGAUGACCCGGGUCUUUUAUUGUGUCACUCCCUUUAUAACAAACGCAACAUUGAAUAACGGCGAGCUACUUGUCGGUAAUUUGUUUAUAUUUAAGAGAGGGUCCGCGAGACCAUCAUCCUGCUACUCCUCUCGAAAUUUUUAAAUUUCGAGUUUCUUUUGCCAUUUGAUAGACCAUAGUCUGAAAAGUUCAUAAUAAAAAUAUAAGACUCUCCGAUUGAGUUUGUAAGGAGCUAGAGCUGAAACAUUGAUAAGGUCUCUCACCAAGACCCUAUUUUUUGCUGAAAUUUAAUGAUCUCAGUAUUUUUGACUUUUCUCAGCAACAGUACAUUCGUUUAAGAUGCGGUUUGUUUCAAACGAUAGAGGAAAAAAUUCUUUACAGAACUGCUUAUAAAAGAUUAUUUUAUCACUCAUUUCCACCCUCCUAAAAGGUUUCCAUUAGGUAAAUUUGACCAGCAUCAUGGGUGAUUUUUCCAAGUAUUUCGACCCAACAGGUACUAGAGUAGGAAGACCCCACAAAGUUGAUUCUAUUUUCAGAAAGCUCAUGAAACACUGCAUCGAUCCUUAUAUAAAUGUCUGGAAAAAAAUUUGAGCGUAAGUUUUGCUCAGGGUCGCAACAAGGUGGGUCAGCAUCCUAAAAUCUAUAUUUUGUGAUAACGAACUGGUCAUGUUGCUCAUGGAAAAAUUAUUCAAUUUCGACUUCAAUUUUGCUUUCAAGAUUUCAAAAAGAACCUUGUAUGAUGACAUAUUAAAAUCCAAAAUAUCAACACUUUAUGAUGUAUUUAUGGAAUACCAGGAGGCUCACAUUGUCAUUUUCCUCGAAUCUAUGACUUUGCUAAACAUGACUUUUUCAAUCGUCCGUAUAUUUUGACUCAAUAAAAGGUGCAUGUUAACUAUACUAAUAUACAGUUUUGUAGAUCUCAUCAAGGACUACAAACUACAAUCAUUUUCUCUUGGUUUCGACCGAGUAAUGCCUGAGAACAUGAUUCUUUAUUAGGAUAGUACUUAGGGUUAUCCAAAAGUAGUGGGCCAGGUUCUUUUUUUUCUUAUAAAUAGCUAAAAAUAAAUUUCUUUUUUUACGAAUAGAUAGAGCGUCUUUCGCUCUAUCUUU